UUUGCUAACCUUCAUUUAUUAUUGUAUUACGUAAAACUCUGCUGGGCAGAACACGUUAAAAUUAACAUUAUCUUUUAACAAUUAACGAUUAUUCAAAUAUCUGUUUUACAGAGCAUAAAAAAUGUCAAUCUACAAUGUUACAAAUGUAUUUCCAAACAACGCUUAAUAAAUAUAGUAGAGAAGGUGUGAGAGGUUAUGCCGGAGUGAGAACACGUAGAGAUAGAUUUUUCCGUUUUUUUGGCUACCCGGUUGUGUGUGAUGAUUCUGUUUAUCCUAAUAAGUUUAAAUGUUGAUGAAUAAGUCUCUCUUGUCAGUGGCACGAUAAAGUUGAAUAUUAUUUUAACUGGCAGUGCAAAAUUAAUUAUGGAUGGCAGUUGCUUUUAGCUCUUGUUCUUUUUUCUGUUUGGAAUUGAGCAUUCAAAUUGGAGAUGGGACGGACAGCCACCGUCGCGGUGUGUACCCUCAACCAAUGGGCUAUGGAUUUCGAGGGCAACCUCAAGAGGAUUCUACUCAGCAUACAGCAAGCUAAAGAAGCAGGAGCUAGAUACAGAAGCGGUCCCGAGCUUGAAAUAUGUGGCUACAACUGCGAAGAUCACUUCUACGAGUCGGACACGUUGCUGCACUGUUGGGAAGUGUUGGCCGUACUGUUAAAGUCACCCGAAUGCGAGGACAUGCUCGUCGACGUAGGUAUGCCAGUGAUGCACAGGAACGUCACCUACAAUUGCCGAAUUGCUUUUCUCAAUCGACGUAUCCUUCUUAUCAGACCGAAAAUGGCGAUGUGUGACAAUGGCAAUUACAGGGAAUCCAGAUGGUUUUCGCCCUGGUCAAAGGAGCGCACGGUCGAGGAGCACUUUCUGCCAAGAAUGAUUGCACAAAUCACGUCGCAACAGACGGUGCACAUUGGCGACGCGGUGAUCGCCACACACGAUACCUGCAUCGGUUUCGAGAUCUGUGAGGAGCUUUGGAAUCCGUCCAGCAAUCACAUACCAAUGGCACUUGACGGCGUCGAGAUCAUAUCAAACGGUAGUGGCUCUUAUUUUGAGCUUAGAAAGGCCUACGUCACGGUCGAUCUUGUCAAAUCGGCUACCUACAAGUCAGGUGGUUGUUACAUGUUUAGUAAUAUGCGCGGAUGCGAUGGUGCGAGGGUUUAUUUCAAUGGCGGUUCAAGCAUUACCGUUAAUGGUCAGGUACUUAGCAGAAGCAAACAGUUUGGACUGGCUGAAGUUGAAGUUACUGUUGCUACCGUUGAUCUUGAAGAUAUUAGGAGUUACCGGAACAGCAUUCGCUCAAGGACGUUCACCGCCUCGAAAACCAAUCCGUAUCCGAGAAUUAAAGUGGAUUUCGCGCUAACCUCGGACAGUCUAAUUUUUAAUGCUCCAGAUGCGCCGAUCAAUCUCAAGGAUGACGAGGCAGAAGAAUCUAAAAUAAUCUACUACACGCCCGAGGAAGAAAUCUCGAUGGCACCUGCUUGCUGGCUUUGGGACUACUUACGGCGCUCAUGUCAAGGUGGCUUUUUCUUACCACUGAGUGGCGGUGUCGAUUCCUCAGCCACUGCUUGUCUAGUUUAUUCGAUGUGCUGUAUGAUUGUCGAGUCUGUGCAGAAAGGAGACGUGCAAGUUCUCAUGGACAUAAGAAAAAUUGUCGGUGAUCCGGAAUAUGUCCCAACGGAUCCGAAACAACUUUGUAACACGCUUCUUGUUACUUGUUACAUGGCAACCGAAAAUUCCUCGACCGAGACAAAGUCAAGAGCGGCCGAUCUUGCAAGCCAACUUGGCGCUUGCCAUCACAGUGUUAUUAUCGAUACUGCUAUUUCGGCGAUACUCGGUAUAUUUUAUCAGGUGACAAAAUUAAAGCCUCGAUUCAAAGUCCAAGGUGGCUCGCCGAGGGAAAAUUUGGCUCUCCAAAACAUUCAGGCGAGAAUACGAAUGGUGAUCGCUUAUUUAUUUGCACAACUCAUGCUUUGGGUACGUGGCAGACCAGGUGGUUUACUCGUUCUCGGAAGCGGCAACGUCGAUGAAGCAUUGCGAGGCUACUUUACCAAAUACGAUUGCAGUAGUGCUGAUAUUAAUCCCAUUGGCGGGAUCGCUAAAAAUGACUUAAAGAGUUUUCUUAUAUUUUUCCGGAAAAAAUAUAACCUUCCAGCCAUUGAUCAAAUCUUAGAGGCUCAACCGACGGCCGAACUAGAACCUCUUCAAGCCGGACAAUUAGUACAGCUCGAUGAAAUUGACAUGGGUAUGACUUAUGUAGAAUUAGGAAUUUUCGGACGUCUCAGAAAACAAAAUUGUGCGGGUCCACUUUCCAUGUUCUGUCAACUUGUACAUACAUGGAAUCACCUUUCACCAAAAGAAGUUGCAGAUAAAGUCAAACACUUCUACCGUUGUUAUGCCAUCAAUCGUCAUAAAAUGACUAUAUUAACUCCAUCCUGUCAUGCUGAAACUUAUAGUCCAGAUGACAACCGAUUUGACCAUAGACAAUUUUUGUAUAAUCACACGUGGAAGUGGCAGUUCAAUGCGAUUGAUGAACAGCUGCAACAACUACCGAGCGAAGGUAGUUCAUCGUCCAAAUCUAGAAAAAAUGCUCCGAAAGUUCCAGCAAAACCAAGAGUCAUACCAAUGAGCUCUGUUGUCAGUACUAAAACACACCCAGGAGUAGUAGUAUAAGAGUAGUGUUAUAUAAAAGAUUUUAUUAACUUUAAAUUAAACAAAAUAUUGUUGAUUGAAUAGCAUGAAAAAAUUCAAUUGUAUAUUUGUAAGUAAACUUUAAUUUUUUGUAAAAUCAAAAUUUACUACGAGAGGAUUGAUAUUUUAUAAGAUCGAAUGACAUGUUUUACAAAGCACACUCAGUACAAAAUAAAUGAAAAUUUAUUUUUUUG
Molecule: messenger RNA, 2872 nt
Organism: Phymastichus coffea
Lineage: Eukaryota; Metazoa; Arthropoda; Insecta; Hymenoptera; Eulophidae
Gene: Nadsyn
Product: glutamine-dependent NAD(+) synthetase
Exons: 13
Coding region: 429-2660 (743 amino acids)
Biological process (GO): NAD+ biosynthetic process
Cellular component (GO): cytoplasm
Molecular function (GO): glutaminase activity; NAD+ synthase (glutamine-hydrolyzing) activity; ATP binding
Source: RefSeq, a predicted model, not a curated record